AAACAAAUGUCUGGCAAUAACUGCACUGCUGUGACUGAAUUCAUUAUUUUGGGGUUAACAGAUGAUCCAACCCUUCGUGUCAUCCUCUUUUUGAUAUUUCUAAGUGUCUAUGCAGUCACCUUAGCUGGUAAUCUUAUCAUCAUCAUAUUGAUCAGAACCAGCUCUCAACUUCAUACUCCAAUGUACCUUUUCCUCAGUCAUUUGGCUUUUGUGGAUAUAGGACUUUCCUCCACUGUCACCCCUCUCAUGCUCACAAACUACCUUGCAGAUAAGACCUUAAUACCUCUGGAAGGGUGUGUGGCCCAAUUUUUUUUUGUAGUCACCUUUGGGACAGCUGAGUGCUUCCUGUUGGCUGUGAUGGCCUAUGAUCGGUAUGUGGCCAUCUGUAACCCCCUUCUCUACUGCACCAACGUUUCUACUGGAGUCUGCACUCUUUUACUCAUCACAUCCUACUUUGGUGGUUGUCUGAAUGCUUGUGUUUUCAUGGGCUGUUUAUUGAAACUUUCCUUCUGUGGACCCAAUAAGAUCAAUCACUUCUUCUGUGAUUAUUCACCACUUUUGAAGCUUUCCAACUACCAAGAUGAUCUACCUGAAAUUCUUCCUUCUGUCUCUGCUGGGUCAGUGAUUACAAUAACAGUGUUAGUUAUCAUCAUCUCUUAUGUAUACAUCCUCUUCUCUGUCCUGAAGAUACACUCCAGUGAGGGGAGAUCCAAAGCUUUCUCAACUUGCACUUCCCACCUCACUGCAGUCACUCUUUUCUAUGGCACCCUUACAUUCAUUUAUAUAAUGCCCAAGUCCACGUACUCAACAGAUGAGAAUAAAGUGGUGUCUGUUUUUUACAUGGUAAUUAUCCCCCUGUUGAACCCUCUGAUCUAUAGUCUAAGGAACAAUGAAGUCAAAGAUUUGUUGAGGAAAUUGAUGAGUAGGAGACAUCUUUUUUCAUGA
Messenger RNA from Dromiciops gliroides (monito del monte), 945 nucleotides. RefSeq names its product olfactory receptor 480-like. The transcript has a single exon. Gene Ontology annotation, cellular component: membrane. Lineage: Eukaryota; Metazoa; Chordata; Mammalia; Microbiotheria; Microbiotheriidae. The record is from RefSeq and is a predicted model, not a curated record. Gene Ontology annotation, molecular function: G protein-coupled receptor activity; olfactory receptor activity; odorant binding. The coding region runs from base 7 to 945 and encodes 312 amino acids. Gene Ontology annotation, biological process: G protein-coupled receptor signaling pathway; sensory perception of smell.